GCGCAGCGCCACGUCAGCAGAUCAGCACAAGUUGAACUCACAGCUGAGAAAUGUUUGAGGGAAUUUAAAAGGAAGUGAAAUAAACCUCAGGAGAAGAGCAUCAUGGUGAAGAUGGUGAAUUCAGAUGUUCAAGAGGAAGGUGACACAUACGAGGGGACGGAACCGGAACAUUCUGAUCCACACACGGAUGUCGCUAAGGAGCACCCUGCGGCGCCCCCUGGGAUGAUGUGGCGGGUCACCGGAGGUCUUUGUAGCAUCACCAAAGGUGUGGUCGGAGCCACAGUGGGUGGAGUCUCCUGGUUGGGUGGUAAAGGUCUGGAAAUCACCAAAUCGGCUGUCAACGCGGUCCCGUCGGUGGGCGUCGGCCUAGUGAAGGGCGGAGUUUCUGCAGUGGCAGGGGGCGUGUCCACAGUGGGGUCGACGGUAGCCAAUAAAGUUCCGUUCACGGCGAAGAGGAAGGACAAAUCUGAGUGAGAGUGUGACGUCAUGAUUACAGAAGUGCAGUUAUGUUCUGUUCUUGUGUUCAUGGCUGACACCGCUGGUCAGAUGUACAGGAACAUCCCAGACAUUUCUACAACGGGAAGUUUUGUAAUGUAUUUGAGUUUUUUCAGAACAUUAAUGCCAAAAUCCUAAAUGUUCCCGAUGAUGAUGAUGAAUGUUGGCUGCUGUUUUAUUUGCGGUUCAACCAAAGAGGCGUUUAAUAAUCCCAGAUGUUUAUUGUGUAAAUGUUCUCUGAAGCUGUUCAUAUAUCUCAUAUAUCUCAUGUGUCAGACUGUUUAUAAAGCACCAUUUUUAAUAUUGGAGUAUAAUAAAGACUUGUAA
This is a messenger RNA of Xyrauchen texanus (razorback sucker), 822 nucleotides long. Its product is annotated as transmembrane protein 263-like. The record is from RefSeq and is a predicted model, not a curated record. NCBI's taxonomy places the organism in Eukaryota, Metazoa, Chordata, Actinopteri, Cypriniformes, Catostomidae. The transcript is spliced from 3 exons. The coding region runs from base 103 to 474 and encodes 123 amino acids.